AGCCCGGGCCCGCGCGCGCGCUCCCCCACGGCCACGCGCGCACCCUGCCGCCCGCUCCUCCGCGCGCCCUCCGUCUAUUUUUUCCUCUUCCUUUCAUCCUCACACUCUAAAAUAGGUCAAGGGGUGGAAGUUACACCUGGUGCAGCCCUCGGCUCUGAUGCAAAAGCAGCUUUUGCCCCUGGCUGCGGGACAGCAAUGUGACUACUCGCAUCGGGAGAGCUGCUGUCCGUCCCCACACCGUGCAGAAAGCGCCGGCGACUCGGGCGCUGACAAUGGUCUGCAGAGGGGAGCGGAGAGAAGCCUCUGUUCCACCCUAGAUCCGCCGCCUCGGCGCCCGCCCGCGGGGAGGAGGGGGCGCGACAAGUCAUCUAGCGCGUGCUCCGGAGCCCGCGCCCGGGUCCGGCCGCCUGGGGCCUGUGCUCCCUUCAGAGACUCACACCAGUGGUUUAUCAUGAGAAGGACUGCACUAUUUGAUUUCACUCCUACAACUUUUCAUUGACGUUACACAUUGAGAAAGUUAUGAGAAGUAACUGUCACUCUCUGGAGGUGGAGACUGCCGUGAUUCACAAAGACAAGAGGAUGGAUCAUGAAGCCGCCCAGCUGGAGAAGCAGCAUGUGCACAACGUGUACGAGAGCACAGCCCCUUACUUCAGUGACCUGCAGAGCAAAGCGUGGCCUCGUGUCCGCCAGUUCCUCCAAGAACAGAAGCCAGGCAGCAUCAUCGCAGACAUAGGUUGUGGGACUGGAAAGUAUCUUAAAGUGAACAGCCAGGUACAUACCGUGGGCUGUGACUACUGUGGGCCACUGGUAGAGAUUGCCCGGGAUAGAGGAUGUGAAGCCAUGGUAUGUGACAACCUUAAUCUCCCCUUUAGGGAUGAGGGCUUCGAUGCCGUCAUCUCCAUAGGAGUCAUACAUCAUUUUUCUACGAAACAAAGAAGAAUCAGAGCAAUAAAAGAAAUGGCCAGGGUCUUGGUUCCUGGAGGCCAGCUGAUGAUUUACGUUUGGGCAAUGGAGCAAAAGAACCGUCGCUUUGAGAAGCAAGACGUGCUCGUUCCAUGGAACAGGGCCCUGUGUUCCCAGCUCUUCUCAGAGUCCAGCCAGUCUGGGAGGAAGAGGCAGUGUGGACACUCAGAAAGAAGCCAUCCCUACCAUCCUCCUUGCUCUGAGUGUAGCUGUUCUGUUUGUUUUAAAGAGCAGUGUGGUUCAAAACGGUCCCACAGCGUGGACUAUGAACCUGCUAUGGCAAGAACUUGUUUUGCAAAUAUUUCUAAGGAAGGAGAGGAAGAAUAUGGAUUCUACAACACAUUAGGAAAAUCAUUUCGCUCCUGGUUUUUCUCCAGGUCUUUGGAUGAGUCAACUCUGAGGAAGCAAAUUGAAAGAGUAAGACCCUUGAAAAACACAGAAGUUUGGGCCAAUAGCACUGUAACAGUCCAGCCUUCCAGACACUCUAGUUUAGACUUUGAUCACCAAGAGCCAUUUUCAACAAAAGAGCAAAACUUAGAUGAGGAAGUGUUUGUGGAAUCUUCUUCUCGAAAACACUUAGAGUGGCUGAGAGCACCAGGCACUCUGAAGCAUUUAAAUGGAGACCAUCAAGGAGAAAUGAGGAGAAAUGGAGGGGGGAGUUUUCUGGAUAGCACUAAUACCAGUGCGAAUUGUGUGGAUGCGGGUAACUUAGAAGAUGAUAAUCCUUCUGCUAGUAAAAUAUUGAGAAGGAUUUCUGCAGUCGGUUCCACAGAUUCCAACGCAGAUGAUACAAUGUCUAUCGAAGAUCCACAGCCUGAUCUUUUGGACUCCAGAGCCUUUAUGCGCUACUACCACGUGUUUCGAGAAGGGGAGCUCUGCAGUCUGCUCAAGGAGAAUGUAUCAGAGCUCCGUAUCCUGAGUUCUGGAAAUGAUCAUGGUAACUGGUGUAUCAUUGCAGAGAAAAAGGGAAGUUGUGAUUGAUUGGAUCCUUUUAGACAACUCCUCCAAAAGACGAACCACAUUUUUUUCACUAGGUUUCAUAUGGUUACCUGAAUUUGCAUUCAGUGUUAUUGGUUAAUACAUUUAUGAUUUGGUCUGCAGAGGCUGUGAAUUGUAUGGUUGUUUUUGUUUUUAUCUUUGAAUAAGCACAGAUCCUGGCACUGAAAGCACUUGACAAAGGGUAUUUGUGCUUAAAUGUUAAUAUAAAAGAUCUGAAGAAGCAACAGAAAAUGCCCUUCAGUACAGCUCAGAUUUUUUUUAACCCCUGAGAGAUAAAAUACAUUUAUAGUGUUUUUCAGUGUUACACAUGGAUUUAAAAAGAUGAUGCUGUUAAAUAAUCUUUUAAAACAGUAUUUUUAUAAAGUGAGGGGAUAAUUUCUGGUUCUCAGGUUAUAAUUGAGAGCAGUGUGCAAGAUAAUAGGUAAACGAUCCAUUGCACAAGUAUACAUUGAACCAUGUGAUGACUUAUCUUGCUGCCAAGGUCUUGCUUCUACUUAAAGUUUUCAGAAAACUGAGUAACAGUAGAGAGAACCAAGAAGUGUUACAAGGACUUUUCUAAAUUGUUAGCUAACUUGCUUCAAAAUAAGUUGACAUGUGAUAGUAAGGUUUUCAAUGUAACCCAGGAGGUUUUUAAAGGCACUGUUAGGCUGAGCAUGGUGGCUAAUGCCUGUAAUCCCAGCACUUUGGGAGGCCAAGGCAGAAGGAUCACUUGAACCCAGGAGUUCAAGAGUAGCCUGGGCAACAUAGCAGGACCCCAUCUCUAUAAAAAAUUAGCCAGGUGUGGUGGUGCAAGCCUGUCAUCCACGCUACUCAAGAAACUGAGGCAGGAGGAUCACGUGAGUCCAAGAGUUCAAGGCUGCAGUGAGCUAUGAUUGCACCACUGCACUGCAGGCUGGGCAGUAUAACAAGACUCUGUCUCAAAAUAAUAAUAAUAAUAAUAUUGAUAAACGCACUGUUAGCUUGUAAGUAGUGGAGGAUGUAGGUACUAGUAGUUAUAUGCAAGUACCCAAGUGGUAUUCUUCCAAUCUUAUUAGAAGCAUGAAUAUUCAAGAUUGAUAUUACUAUUGCUUAUUAGCAAGAUUGUUAUCAAUCAUGCUUAUUAGAAGCAUGAAUAUCCAAGACCAGGAUUGACUAAUGAUGAGUCUGCAUCAAGAACUAGGCAUUUCUUUUGAGUUGACAGACUCUUUAGGAAAGGAGAAUCUAGGUGAAGCACUGAUUUUGGCUCUGAGAACAAACAGAUUAAGGUACAGCAUAGUUAGCCUUGGUAGAGGUAUGACUGGGAUUUGCUGUAUCCUUUAAAAUAGUAUCUGGGCAUUUAUUUUAUUGAAGGCAACUAUAUUUUAUUAGUUAUGUUAGGAAUUCAGGUAGAAUCAACUUCUACUUACUAAAGGUUGAAUUUCUGACACUUUGUAGAGAAAUGAAUAGACUGGACACUGUGUGGUCAGUGUUUAGAUUUGCCCAUGGGUCUGUUUAAAUCUAUGUCAUGGAUCCUGAGAUAUAUAUAAUUAAGACAGGUCUAGAGACAGGAGAAGCAGAAAUAAGCUGACCCAGGAGUACAGUCUCAAGUAGUUCAUGAAUGAGAAAAUGGACAUCUGACAAGAAUCUUUUUACUUUAUCCUGGCUGAAAAUCCAAAUCUUGUUUUAUUUUUUCCACUAAAAGUAACUAAAAUAAUAACGAAUUUCAUUUGUUCUUGGGUUCUUUUUUCCUUUAAUGAUUGUGCUAUAACUUAAAAUAAUGAUGUUACUUUUGAACAUGUUUAAAGCAUAUCUGAAAACGAUUGAUGUUUAUAACUCUCUUUUGGCUUCAAAAUAAGAUUGUGUUAUCACCAUUUUGGUAGAUGAGGUUGUCUGAUGAAAAUGAUGCACAUGACUUGUACCGUUCAGUGUACAUCCUGCAGUGGUGGAUGACUGAAAACAUGUAUAAGCGGAGUAUAAAUUAAAAAUUAAUUUGGUUUCUUCUGUUCCUUAAUUUAGGAUGUUAAACCAUGACUGUAAGGGAUUUUCUUGGUAAAAAGAGAAGAUUCUCAGAGUCAAAAAUGUUCUUACAACUCGGGCUUGAUGGCCUUUGAAUUAGGAAUGGAUUGUUCCUCUCUCUGAAGCCGGUUGUCACAUGGGUUUUUAAUCCUGGCCUUGCUGCUAGAAAUCUGUGCUUGAAGUCGUCUCUUUCUGGUGGUAACCUACCACUUAAAAGUCACGACGUGGUGGAACUCAGUUUACUAGACUCUUCAGCCUUUGAGCUAAACUGAGCAACCUCUUAGAUGUACACACACCACUUUGUAUGAAAGGGUUCUCUAGAAUGGUUCUUUGGAGAGAAAUAUUUUCAUGUAAUUUUGACAGGGGUGUAAAUAAAGCAUGGUGACUAAUAA
This is a messenger RNA of Macaca mulatta (Rhesus monkey), 4328 nucleotides long. RefSeq names its product tRNA methyltransferase 9B (putative) (gene TRMT9B). Gene Ontology annotation, cellular component: nucleus; cytoplasm. Gene Ontology annotation, molecular function: tRNA (5-carboxymethyluridine(34)-5-O)-methyltransferase activity; tRNA binding; S-adenosylmethionine-dependent methyltransferase activity. The record is from RefSeq and is a predicted model, not a curated record. Gene Ontology annotation, biological process: tRNA methylation; tRNA wobble uridine modification. Lineage: Eukaryota; Metazoa; Chordata; Mammalia; Primates; Cercopithecidae.